UUUAAAAAUAUAUUUCUAUAAUAAAUAAAUAAAUGUAGAGGAAUUUAAUUUAAUAUAAUCAAAAUUACAAUAUACAACAAUAAAUCACAGUGAAUAUCAAAUUCAACUUUAAAGGAUAAUGCGCAUUUGUUUCCAGCGCAACGGAAUUACCGAAACCAUUUAGCAGUGAUAAUGUAGAAAGCUUUCUCUCCUGUGUACAGUCUUCUUGUCUACACCAGUGAAUUCAAAAUUAAAGGUUAUGGCCCAAUUCGUAAUGAAUUUUUUUGUCAAUAAAAUGUUGUUUAAUCGAUUAAUAACAUAAAAUUUUCCAAAACAAUGAACAACUCACCAAAUCAUAUUGCAUAUCAUUUAAACAAGUUGAUUCCAAUUUUGUAAACUCAUGUGGGUUGAUAUGAGUCACAACUUAAGCAAUUAGACCUGAUUUUUACAGUUAAUGAGAACACCAGAAAACUAACAGAAAUUAACAGACAACACCUGGCCAACAAUGAAUCUUGCAGAAUUGUCAAAAUUUAGUGACAAACACAGUGAAAGUCAAUUUUUGAAAAUAAUGUCUCAUGAAUAUCAAGAACAGAUUUUCAAACUGCAGCAGGAACUGGAUGAGUUUGUAACAGAGUCUAGACAGUUGGAGAGAGAAUAUGAAAUAACUAUUGAACAAAAUGAGAAGAAAAUAAAUGAAUUAAUUUUGAAAACAAACAGCAUGCAAAAUGAAAUUGAUUCAUACAAGGCCAAACUUGAGGAAUCAAAUGAAAUACAAUUAAAGUUGAAGAAUGAAAAUUUAUUAGUGACAGAGUCAAACAGAGAGCUAAAAGAACUAAUUAGAGGAUUGGAGCAAAUAAAUGAUAAAUGGGAAACUUCACACAGAAUUUUGGAAAAAACUGUAAAUGACAUAGAAACAGCAUUUAAUACUGCUAUUGAAAGAAAUGCAUUACUUGAGCUAGAAGUUGAUGAAAAGGACAGCCUUAAAGAACAAUUCCAAAGAUUAUUAGAUGAAAAAAUAGAAUUAUUUCAAGAUUUGAAAGCAAAAGAAAAACAUACAAGAAAACUAAAAGGCGCAGCUCCUCAACCACCAAAGCUUAUUGAAGUUAAAGACGCUGAAAGUCAAACGAGCCCAAAGCGUAAAAUUAAAUUUAAAAUGUUUAGAACACUCUACACAUUUUGUCGCAAAUGAUAUCGUCAAUGUUAAUGAACUAACAAAUUAAUCAGUAUUUUGAGAUGUUAUCACAAUGUUUAAACAUUUGUUUGAAGUGCACUUACAGGAAUCAGAUGGACUGACUCACUAGUGAGUAAAAUGUGAUUGAUGAUGAUUGUUACAAUUAUUUAUAUUAGUAGUCUAAACUUUUCUGUGAUAUGUGUUGAUUUGCUCAUUUGAAAAGUUUCGUAUGUACUUACAAGUUAAAACAAGUACAUAAAUAAAACACCACAAAUUUAACUGUUCACUAAUGAUGGAGUAAUAAAUUUAUUCCCCGUU
Aethina tumida (small hive beetle) is the source of this 1468-nucleotide messenger RNA. RefSeq names its product nuclear distribution protein nudE homolog. The coding region runs from base 485 to 1168 and encodes 227 amino acids. The record is from RefSeq and is a predicted model, not a curated record. Gene Ontology annotation, cellular component: kinesin complex; centrosome; kinetochore. Lineage: Eukaryota; Metazoa; Arthropoda; Insecta; Coleoptera; Nitidulidae. Gene Ontology annotation, biological process: centrosome localization; cell migration; chromosome segregation. The transcript has 4 exons. Gene Ontology annotation, molecular function: microtubule binding.